AUGGACGGAAUACGCACUUGCGUGUUCAAGCGCACUAGUAAUGCCAUCCACGCUUCGAAUGCUAGGCAACCGAUCUGGAGGUGCCAGGUUGACUUAGUCAUGAAUAACUUGCCUCUUAAUACUACCUAUGAUCUGUCACCGCCGACAUACGUAGACGUAUUUAAUGCAUCUAUUACCGCGCGCACUUUUUCUCCAGCCCAGACUACCUGGCCUGGGUUCGUCGCAUGUGCCCGAAUGCUGUUUGCCAAGCCACCUCCGGAUUCCAGCUUGCAGGUGCAACGCAACGACAUGAGGCAGCUCAUCAGGCAAGCCCGGGGCUUGGGGCUUGAGGACAUGCAUCUAUGCCUCAGCUACCCGCUGCCGGGUGCAGACGCCCAUCUGCUUCGACCCGGCAAUUGCGGGCGGCCAUUGGUGCGAUUGGCUCCUGUCAUAGUUCACGUGGCGGCGCUGUCCCGGUCACUUGCCCUGUCUGCCCUGUGCUGCCAAAUUCCAUCUUCAAUCUUGAUCAAGCCCGGAGCCCCAGACAAGCACGGCGGGGGCCUUCGCAAGCAGCUAAAAAACGAAUCCCCGGCCCCGGCUUUGUGUGACUCGCCGGCGAUGAGUAAUCCGGAUCAAGAAGGCACCUACCGACCCCAUCAAGCCAACUAG
Molecule: messenger RNA, 648 nt
Organism: Lasiosphaeria miniovina
Lineage: Eukaryota; Fungi; Ascomycota; Sordariomycetes; Sordariales; Lasiosphaeriaceae
Exons: 9
Coding region: 1-648 (215 amino acids)
Source: RefSeq, a predicted model, not a curated record